Molecule: messenger RNA, 512 nt
Organism: Apodemus sylvaticus (European woodmouse)
Lineage: Eukaryota; Metazoa; Chordata; Mammalia; Rodentia; Muridae
Gene: Banf2
Product: BANF family member 2
Exons: 3
Coding region: 199-471 (90 amino acids)
Molecular function (GO): DNA binding
Source: RefSeq, a predicted model, not a curated record
AGCAUCCUGCACAGCCGGUAGUAAGCGCGGGCCAGCCGGGCUCCCUUCCCCGGGCACUGCCGGGGAGCCUGGCGGGCCGGGACAGACGGCGGGCCCAAUGCCAAGGCGCUGGGCCCGCGGGGCUGGAGGUGCCGACUUCCACCCAGGCCUAGCACCAUCGGCCCAUUCAUCGUGGGCGCCGGAAAGAGAGGCCAGGAGAUGGACAACAUGUCUCCCAGGCUGAGAGCCUUCCUCUCUGAACCCAUUGGGGAGAAGGAUGUGGCCUGGGUGGAUGGCAUCAGCCGUGAGCUCGCCAUCAAUUUGGUCACUAAAGGUUUCAACAAGGCCUAUGUCCUGUUGGGACAGUUUCUUCUGAUGCACAAGAAUGAAGCAGAGUUCCAGAGGUGGAUCAUCUGCUGCUGUGGAGCUACGGAGUGUGAGGCCCGCCAGAGCUCCACCUGCCUGAAGGAAUGGUGUGCCUGUUUCCUGUAGCUACCCCUGGCCCCGCGGCUCUACCCCAGAUAAAGGAUACC